CAACCAACGUCGCACUCCGUCGACUUUAUUCCACCUUAAUAUACCGGAAUCAAUCCUUUUCUCGGGUUGCGGCUUCGGAACCCUUGAAUGUAGCCUGACCACGUCAACCGCCGUAUUACGCACGUGUCUCAUUUUCUCCUUUCAAUGUUCGAAAAUACUAACCGGCCCUUGCUUAUUCGCCGUAACGGUCGGCCUCAAGCCUGUGAUCCUUGUCGCAAACGAAAGUUAGCCUGUGACCAUGCACAACCCGUCUGCAACCGAUGUAGGAAGAGAAAACAAGAUGCGGAAUGUGUCUACAUUAUAUCGGAUUCGAAGACGUCCGGGUCCAAGAGCCCGUUGCCAUCCCCGGCGCCAUCUACACCGCGCUCGGUUUCCCGGAGAACCCCCCGGCCAAUUCAAAACACUCCGGAGGUGACAUCUAGCAUACAGGCUUCAACCCUUACCCGGCCUGGCUAUCUCGGCCCCACUAGUUAUUGUGAUAUCUACGAGGACACCGAGAAUAGUCUCUCGCUCCUUCGGAGAUCCGAAUGCACCUCCUCUCAUUGUGAAAAUACCGCUAAUAAUUCUCUUGAUGGAGCUUCUCAAGAUGUGAUGUCUCCUCGGGUUCGUGAGAUGUGUCUCACAGCCCUUCGCAAUAUCCCUGAUGCAAAAAACGGCAAUACACUCCGCUUCAAGCUUGGAAAUGACGGUUGGGUUCGUCCAGUUGCAUUACGGGGAGUCAAGGCCUUUUACGACACUUUUGGUCAUAUUUUUACGCCCGGGAAUCGCACAACCGCUCAGCUAGAGGAGCUGGCGCAAAUUAUUUGCGCCAAUACUUUGAAGCCAUUCUCAGACAACGAAUCCGACCCAGAGAAGUGGCUUGACCAAUUCAUGGGGCGAAACACACGCUGGGAGCUUAUAGGAAUGCUCUCUAACUUCUGGGAAUUCGUUCCUGCCUCGGAUGCUACCGCGCUAUGGAAAGGGAAACGUUCUGCCGAGUAUGACAAGUCUUUCCGUAUAUCCAGGGAUAACAUACGUCUCUGCUUUGAACUAUGCAAGGAGUUCACCACCGGAAAUACUCUAGUGCUCUAUCUAAGCCAGAAAUGUGUCGUUGUGGAAUCGAUGAUUGUGGGCGAUGCCAAUUUGCUCGUAUGGAGAUCUCAUGCGGAGGGGAUAUCCCUCUGUACGUUCCUCGGAUACCAUGCUAUGCGGACUAACGAAAGGCAUUCAACAACUGUAACGUCUGAGAUCAAGAAGGUGUUGUUUCAUCAUAAGUUCAUCAUGGCCAUGGUUAUUGUUUCGUUCACCGGACGGCCACCGCUUAUCGCUUCUCGAUAUUCGUCGACUCCUUUACCCCUCGACCUAAGCGAACAGGAAUUAUUUUCGGAUCAUGCUACUUUUAUGAGAGCCGUUGGGCGCCUGGACGAAAAGGGAUGGAAUACUGAUGGAUUAAUACACCAUGCUACCCGUAUCAGGGCACGCGCGAUCAUAGCACGUCUUCGGGAGGAAUUAUUUGAAAUUGCUCUUGCGAAUGAUCAAGUUGCACCUAUUGAAACUCUGCUCGCGCUUCGAGCCCGAGAGUUACAAGCAGUAGCCGACUUUCCUACUUGCAUACACUUUAACCCUCUUGAUCUCGAGGACCCGGAGAUUUCUAUCGACACAUUGGCUUCAAGGUCAUUCAUCCAUCUCGAACAUCUGCAGAACAUGUUCUUCAUCGAGAGGCUCUUGCUUCGAAACGGUCACGAGGACAAAGGCGACUUAUUAAGAGUUAGCUAUGACCUGGUCAUUCUCACUCUACCUUACUACUUGGAGCUUGACAAGAUGGCGGCCUUCAGGAAUGAUUGUGAAUGGCUAGUCAUGGCCUAUGCUGUCCCUGCAGGCGGAAUUCUCUGCUUGGAGUUACUGAAACCUACACUCCAUAUUCGACCUCAUAUUGACCCGAGAAUAACUCGUGCCAACAUUAUUCAGAAACUCACGCUCCUUGUCGCGUUUUUAGAGUGGGUUAGCCCGUCCGGAUCAGGACCGAACGGAGACCUUUGCAGCGACGCGAAGUCGGUCAUACAGCGCGUUCUUGACCAGACACUAAAUGCUGCAUCAAGCGUAUAUGAACCUCCGGUGUUCGAGUGGGACUUCUCAACGCAGGUUGACUUCAAUUUUGACCUCCUCGAUACAUUUGACUGGAACCGACCGGAUUUCCCGUCAAGUCAACAAUCAAAUCAAUAGGUGCCUGCCUAGGUACCUAGGAUUGAAGUUAUUCGAUGACUUUAUUAUCGGAAUCUAGAUAUAUCUCCUGUUUAAUAUUGAACUGCGAGAGCUUCAAUGUUAAUCAUUUCUACAGUAGAAUGGUAAUAAAGGAGAAGAAAAUUGCGUUCGUAUUUAACGCAAGGUUACCUAGCAGGUUAGGCAUGGGGUCCGCCUACGCUGCUGUAAAACACUACGACUAAUCACGAGAUUUUAAAAAGGCGAUUGGGUUCGUAUGAUCGUCAGAAGGCGAACAAUUCUCCUAUCUGGUAGAUCUUCUGGGCAUCCGGGCUAGAUCUUACCUAUGUAUAGCCCUCAUUUAUAAAAUAUAUUCUAGGUUUGAACGUCGGAAUGAUAUUGAAAUUUUCAUACAAC
This is a messenger RNA of Annulohypoxylon truncatum, 2595 nucleotides long. RefSeq lists its product as uncharacterized. The transcript has 6 exons. Gene Ontology annotation, molecular function: DNA-binding transcription factor activity, RNA polymerase II-specific; zinc ion binding. Gene Ontology annotation, cellular component: nucleus. Gene Ontology annotation, biological process: regulation of DNA-templated transcription. Bases 145 to 2202 code for a protein of 685 amino acids. NCBI's taxonomy places the organism in Eukaryota, Fungi, Ascomycota, Sordariomycetes, Xylariales, Hypoxylaceae. The record is from RefSeq and is a predicted model, not a curated record.